This is a messenger RNA of Bufo gargarizans (Asiatic toad), 2830 nucleotides long. It is a transcript of the gene B3GNT5, whose product is annotated as UDP-GlcNAc:betaGal beta-1,3-N-acetylglucosaminyltransferase 5. The record is from RefSeq and is a predicted model, not a curated record. Gene Ontology annotation, biological process: brain development. The transcript has 2 exons. The coding region runs from base 530 to 1663 and encodes 377 amino acids. NCBI's taxonomy places the organism in Eukaryota, Metazoa, Chordata, Amphibia, Anura, Bufonidae. Gene Ontology annotation, cellular component: membrane.
AUGGGGCAUAGCUGCCAGUUGGUUAAGGAAACUCCAUCACUCCCAUUGUUAUUUGUCCUAAUGUACACACAGCAGGAGUCGCUUCAACCUUCCCGGACGUAACAUUAGUGAGGCAGCUGCCAGCGCUCCAUCUUGCGUCCCGUCCAGGGUUCAGUGCUGCGGUGUCAGCUCGCGGGGUCACGUGAUUGGCUGCGAGCAGAAGUGAGGGGAAAACCUUCCACAGCUCAGCACUCGGCACAGUGGCCGCCUGUGUGGAGGAGCGACCGCCGCCGUGUGCCCGCCGGCCUGCCCACCCCGACUCCUCAGGUGGCGUGGUGCUUCCACUGAAUCGUUGCAGUCUGGAUGGUUACACAAACCCGCAAUACGGCUACUGUGGCACAGCCCUGUGCAUUGUCUGGAGAGUCGCAGCUUCAUGAUGUCUUGAUUUAUGACCUGCACUUAAAAUGACAGGUUCUUUCAAUCAGUUACAGAAUUUUUCAGAAUAAAAAUUAAUAAACUGAUCAGACACUUUUCAGUCCCAGCCCCCAGAAUGUUUAUUAGUACUAGGCGGCUAAGAAGAUGCCAGUCUCUGCAGGUUUUGGCAACUUGUUUUGUCAUGUCCUUAAUGUUCAUGUGGGUUCAGCAGGACAAUGUUGUUGUGAGCCACAUAAAGUCCUACUCAUACCGAUACCUCAUUAAUAGCUAUGGCUUUGUAAAUGAAAGCCUGUCUGUCGUACGGGAUAAAUCUGAUUCCCACAGCUUCAAUUACUUGAUCAGCAACAAAGAUAAAUGCCAGAAUGAAAAUGUGCUCCUCCUACUCUUCAUAAAGACAUCGCCUGAGAACCGAAGAAGACGGGAUGCCAUCAGAAGGACCUGGGGUAAUGAGGACUACAUACGUUUCCAAUACAAUGCCAACAUUAAAGUUAUGUUUGCCGUUGGGGUAGAGAAAGAUCCUGCAAAACGUAGUCUGCUCCAAAGGAAACUUGAAAGUGAAAACAAAGUCUAUAAUGACUUGGUACAGCAAGACUUCCUGGACACGUUCCAUAAUUUAACCUUGAAGUUCCUUUUGCAGUUUGGAUGGAUGAAUACAUACUGUCCCAAUGCAAAAUUUCUAAUGACUGCAGAUGAUGACAUUUUUGUGCAUACACCCAAUCUGAUUUCGUACUUGAAAGGGUUGGACCAAAUUGGGGUACGGGACUUCUGGAUUGGUAGAGUCCAUCGUGGGUCUCCACCCGUUAGGAACAAAAAUAGCAAGUAUUAUGUGUCUUAUGAAAUGUACCAGUGGGCAUCCUAUCCUGAUUAUACCGCAGGGUCUGCCUAUGUUGUUUCUCAGGACGUGGCAGCUAAAGUGUAUGAAGCCUCUCAAACGUUAAAUACCAGCAUGUACAUUGAUGAUGUUUUUAUGGGAAUUUGUGCCAAUAAAAUGGGAGUCGUGCCCCAAUAUCACCUAUUCUUUGCAGGGGAAGGAAAGGCCCCUUAUCACCAAUGCAUCUAUAACCGGAUGAUGACUUCCCAUGGACAUCUAGAUGAUGUCCAUUAUCUGUGGAAGCAAGCCACAGACCCAAAAAUAAAAGAGCUGACAUCUGGCUUUUGGGGUGAUGCUUACUGUAAACUAGUGAACACAAUGCUUCUUUGCAGAAUACAAUACAAAAAUACAUACCCAUGUUCUGCAGCAUGGUCCUAAUACUUAAAUAGAUGACAUUUUGACUAAAAUACUGUAUUUUUACGGCCAAUCUCACUAUUGAACUUCAAGCUGUAACACAGUUUUCUAUGUUUUGCGUUACCUUCUGUGUUACGAUUCUGUGUCAUAUUCUUUAUGUGGUCUUCAUGCUGAGUGAAAAGUUAUCCUGUGGAUAGGGGAUAACUGCUAGAUCAGUGGGGGUCUUACUGUGGGACCUCCACCAAUCACAAGAACGGAGACCCUGGAUCCCUCAGGCCCCCCAUUCAUGUCUAAGAGGGUCCCAGAGACAGCCAAGUAAAGCGCUUACCUAUUUCCCGUAGAGGUGAAUGGUGUGGCAGUGUGCAUUCCUGACCUGCCGUUGUGCUCAUUUUGGGGUUGUCUAGGAUCUCUUUCUUAUGAUCGGUGGAGGUCCCAGCAGUUGGACCCAUACCCAUCUAAGAUUUAUCCCCUAUCUUUUAGAUAGGAAAUGCCUUGUCACUACUGGAAUGCCCCUUUAACUCGGACAGAGAGAAAAUCUUUGAAAAUUCAUGUAAUGUAUGAAAGAAAAAAGGGGGGCACUGUACCAGACUACUGUUGAAUUUUAUCGGUGGCUAGUAAUGUAAUGUUUUUAUCCUCAGUUGACACUGAACAGCAAAUGGUAAUCUAGCCCAGGGAUGCCCAACCUGCGGCCCUCCAGCUGUUGUAAAACUACAACUCCCACAAUGCCAUGCUAAAGACCGAUAGCUGUAGGCUGUGCAGGCAUGCUGGGAGUUAUAGUUUUGCAACAGCUGGAGGGCUGCAGGUUGGGCAUCCCUGAUCUAGCCAAUGAACUUUGUAAUGGGUAUGAUUUAGUUGCCGAUACCUUAAAUGCAUCCAACUAGAGGACUUUAUUCAAUGGCUACCAUGAUUGCACAGAUUGAUCAGAAAAUAAAAAAAUGCUUCCUUCCAAAAACGGCAGCACACCUGUCUACAGGUUUUAUGUGGUGUAUUCACGGAUAUGGAGCGAAGCUUCAGGCAGGUGUGGUGCUGUUUUUGCAUGCAGGAAAAGGCCAUUUAGCUAAAACAUACCUCUAAGGCCCCUUUCACACGGGCGAGUAUUCCGCGCGGGUGUGAUGCGUGAGUUGAACGCAUUGCACCCGCACUGAAUCCUGACCCAUUCAUUUCUAUGGGGCUGUUCACAUGAGCGGUGAU